This is a messenger RNA of Dracunculus medinensis (Guinea worm), 1062 nucleotides long. The record is from the annotation of a GenBank genome assembly. NCBI's taxonomy places the organism in Eukaryota, Metazoa, Nematoda, Chromadorea, Rhabditida, Dracunculidae.
AUGUCCAAAACAGCCGGAACAGCCGAAAGAUAUUAUCGAAGUUUGAAUGAAAUUUAUCGCGUGGCCGGUUUUUGUUUGGCUGAUAAAGAUUUUGAAAAGGCUUUUAUAUACUAUAUGCGGUUUAUUUGUGGGAUUAAAAUAAACGCUGAGGAUAUGUUUUGUAGUUUGGCCCUUGAAGAAUUACCGAAUCAUCGGAACUUUCAAGGAUUUUCAUCCGCCGAAAAGAAUAAAGCUGAAUCAUCGUUACAGAAUGCUGUUCAAAAUGCUGAAAUGCUUAAGAAAUUGUUGAAGACUAAAUUUGAACAAGAUGCAACUCAAGCUCAGCUUCACGUUAUCAGUCUUGAAAACAUUCAACCAGCCGCCGAAGGAUCUAGAUCUGAUUGGCAAUCAUUAACGGAUGAAAAUGAAAAAGCGAAAAUAAUCAAUGCUAACGUUUCAACAGACCAUAUUAAAUUCAGUCUUCUUGGAAAUUAUGAUAAACCUGGCAAAGAAUUAAAAACACAAGAUUCGUCUAAAAACCAGUCAGACAUCGAGAAAUUGGGGUUUAAAGGAGUCGUUAUUGCUGGAGAUCUUAUUGAAAAAUUCACUAAAGCAGCUGAAGGUAAUACGAAAAAAAAUGUGGAAACUUGUGCAAUUAUUUGUGGGUUGCCGGCAAAGAGGGGUGUUUGUCAGAUUACACAUGCUGUUAUUCCAAAGCAGAUUGGUGCUUCAGAUAGUUGUAAUACAUUUAAUGAAGAAGAAGUAUUUGCAUAUCAGGAUUCCAAUAACCUUAUAACGAUGGGUUGGAUACAUACUCAUCCAUCGCAAACUGCCUUUCUCUCGAGCAUUGAUCUUCAUACACAUUGCUCUUAUCAAUUGAUGAUGCCGGAGGCAAUAGCUAUAGUCGUUGCUCCAAAAUACAAUGAAAUUGGACUAUUUCGACUUACUGAUCGUGGAAUGGUAGAAAUUGGUGAAUGUCGAGUACCCGGUUUUCAUCCUCAUCAAGAUUCUUCUCUUUUCUAUUAUUGUUGUGAAGUGAGGUUUGAUACUUCUGUUGAAGCUGCACUGGUUGAUUUCAGAUAA